AUGGUGAUCAAAGUCUUUGUAGCCACAUCCUCUGGGUCUACAGCGGUAGGUUACUCAUGUUAUAUUAAGAAGAAACAGCAAGAAGUAGUGGGCUUCUUAGAGGCCAACAAGAUUGACUUUAAGCAAAUGGACAUAGCUGGUGAUGAGGACAACAGGAAAUGGAUGAGAGAGAACGUCCCAGGUGAAAAGAAGCCACAAAAUGGAAUCCCCCUCCCUCCACAGAUCUUCAAUGAGGAGCAGUACUGUGGGGACUUCGAAUCCUUCUUCUCUGCCAAGGAAGAAAACAUUAUUUAUUCAUUCCUGGGUCUGGCACCUCCUCCGGGUACAAAGGAGGCAAAAACUGCUGAAGAGACAUCAAACCUUCCAAACGGUGAAGUUUCGGGUGAAGAGCACAAAGUUAUGGAAGAGACUGAAAAGUCUGAAGUAACUGAAGAAAAUGAGGCACACACAGAAGACAAUGUAGAUGCAGUCGCUAAUUCUAUUGAACUGCCAUCAGAAGAGCAACAGGAAAAGGAGGAAGAACACCCAGGGACAGAGGAAGCACAAGUCCGUGAAGCACCAGAGAAUAUAAAACCACCUCUUCCCCCCAAACAACCCACCAUUGCCUUUCGCACCAACACAUGUAUAGACAUCUAUAUAUCCCCAAAACACAAGACACCACUCUGCCCUAUAUUAUAUAUAUAUAUUUGGUAUUCUGGUCUUUUGUUAAAGUGGGUCAUCUUAAUUCUGGCUGACAAGAUCUCAGACUUAGCUUUAUAUGUUCUAACAGUACUGUCUAUGUCUAAUUUUAGAUUGUAA
Messenger RNA from Emys orbicularis (European pond turtle), 798 nucleotides. It is a transcript of the gene SH3BGR, whose product is annotated as SH3 domain binding glutamate rich protein. Bases 1 to 798 code for a protein of 265 amino acids. The transcript has 7 exons. The record is from RefSeq and is a predicted model, not a curated record. Gene Ontology annotation, cellular component: cytoplasm. NCBI's taxonomy places the organism in Eukaryota, Metazoa, Chordata, Testudines, Emydidae.